GCUGCUAUUAAAAGAGCUCAAAUCCCAGAGUAUUGCUCUGGCAGCUCUGCAGGCUGUCAUGUCGGAGGAGCUCUGUGAAUGAGCUGCUGAGGCGUGCAGCUCCUCAGGAGACGAAUAAACCCAGAGUCCAGAGCACCUGCAGAGGCCUGAGAAGCAGACAUCCUGCAGGACAUGGACUCAGUGUGGACCACCACUGUUCUCCUGGUGCCAUUUGUAGUGGUGCUGACAGCUGGAUUUUUCUACCUCUAUGGUGUUGUUAUGGGUCUGUUGUCCAAAACAUCUGUACGCAAUAAGGUGGUGGUUAUAACUGAUGCUUUAUCUGGGCUUGGGAAAGAAUGUGCAGGCGUGUUUCACAAAGGAGGAGCGAGGCUGAUCCUCUGUGGGAAGAGCUGGGAGAAACUUGAGGAACUUGCAGAUGAGUUGGCAAACGCCUCAGACCCAACUUUAACGUUUCCCUCCAAACUGGUGCUGCUGGAUUUUGGAGAUAUGGACAGCAUGCCUGAUGUGAUCUCAGAGAUCCUGGAGUGUUACGGCUGCCUGGAUAUCCUCAUCUUCAACAGCAGCAUGAAGGUCAAAGCACCCGCCCAGACUGUGUCUCUGGAGAUAGACAAGUUACUGAUGGACAACAACUACUUUGGACCGGCCACACUGGUCAAAGGUUUGCUGCCCUCCAUGAUCUCGAGGAGAACUGGUCACUUGUUCCUGGUCAACAGCAUCCAGGGGAAAAUAGCCGUGCCUUUUCGCACUGCAUAUGCAGCCUCUAAACAUGCAGUCCAGGCCUUCUUUGACUGCCUGAGAGCUGAAGUGGAAGAGUACGGCAUCUCCAUCAGCACCAUCAACCACACCUUCAUCAGCCCCUCUGCAUCAUCUGAAAACGCAGACGCAGCUGCCUCCAAAUCCUUCUGGUCAUUGUUGUACACAAAAAGACCACUCGGCGUUUCUCCUGACGAGGCAGCGGCUGAGAUUGUGAAGACCCUAAGCAACAAGAGGAAGGAGGUGGUAAUUGCUCCCUCGCUCCCAAAGGUGGCCAUCUACACCAGAUCCUUCUUCCCUAAUGUGUUCUUUGCCGUGAUGGCUGCAGGAGUGAACAACGCUGCUGCCUCUGAGAGCAUGUAGUGCUGCUGGUGUACAGCCCAGUGAAGUUACUCACAAGCGCCUAUUCAUCCAUGCAGACAACAUAAAAUAAUAAAAUAAUAAAAUAAUAAUUCUUUUAGGCUACAAUUAAGAUGUGAACCCCCAGACUGCAUUCAGAUCAUCUAAGUGCGGAUUUUAAAUGUUUUGACAGGAAUAUCGUCUUAAACUUGUAGAGAUGCUGAUUUUUAUUUUUAUUUUUUUUUUUUUAUUUUUUUUUUUUUGUAAAUGUCCAUAGGGCAUUUGGCCUGUAAAGAACAGGUUGAAGUGACAUCAGAAGUACAUGUCAUAUAGAGUUAUACAUUGAUUUCCCAUAGUUUGUCCAUCAGAAAGAGUUGCAUUCUGUUUAUUUUGCAGGUUAACAAACAUAAAAUGAUCAUUAUAGUGCAGAAUUUACAUAAAAAUAGUUGAUUAUAGAGAAAACAUUGUAUCUGUUGUUGUAUUUGUGGAUUGAGAACAUGAAUAAAAGUAUUUAUGUCGUGUAAGCCCAA
Messenger RNA from Epinephelus fuscoguttatus (brown-marbled grouper), 1622 nucleotides. RefSeq names its product dehydrogenase/reductase SDR family member 7C-B-like. Gene Ontology annotation, biological process: regulation of release of sequestered calcium ion into cytosol by sarcoplasmic reticulum. Gene Ontology annotation, molecular function: all-trans-retinol dehydrogenase (NAD+) activity. NCBI's taxonomy places the organism in Eukaryota, Metazoa, Chordata, Actinopteri, Perciformes, Serranidae. The transcript has 7 exons. Gene Ontology annotation, cellular component: sarcoplasmic reticulum membrane. The record is from RefSeq and is a predicted model, not a curated record. The coding region runs from base 172 to 1116 and encodes 314 amino acids.